AUGGAGCGGAGUUAUAAAGAGUACACUGGGCUGAUACCAGGGGCCCCCCAGCUGGGGCCCCCCGAUCUGGGGGGCCUCAGAACGCAGCAGCAGCAGCAGCUGCAGCAGCAGCAACAGCAGCAGCAGCAGCAUCAUAUGCAGCAGCAGCAUAUGCAGCAGCUUCUGCAGCAGCAGCAGUUGCAGGAGCAGCUGCAGCAGCAGCAGUUGCAGCAUCAGCUGCAGCAGCAGCAACAAUUACAACAGCAGCUGCAGCAGCAGCAGCUGCAGCAGCAUCAACUGGAGGCGCAGCUGCAGCAGCAGCAGCAGCUAGAGCAUGAAUUUCAGCUGCAGCAGCAGCAGUAUCAGCAGCACAUCGAGCAGCAGCUGCAGUCUCGCCACCUUCAGCAGCAGCAGCUGCAGCAGCAGCAGCAGCAGCAGCAGCAGAUGUAUGCAGCAGGACCAGAUGAGUUAUCUAGCUAUGGGUUUGGUGCUGCUCCUUCUUUGUCUUUUGCUGCUGAUAGUUUCGUUUCUGCUGCUGCUGCUGCUGCUGCUGCAUCGAAUCCGUGCUUGUCUCUGUCUAUGCCUGCUGCUGCUGCUGCUGCUGCUGCUGCUGCUGCUCCAGUGAACCCUGCUGCUGCAGCAGACGCAGCAAGCGCACUAAGCCAAACAAACAAAACAAAUAUAAUAAAUAAAAAUAAAUACAAAGAAACAGAAACGAUGAAACAAGAAGAAGACAAAGACAAACAGCAGCAACUCAACACCACCCACCGCAUAGAGCCCUACGAGAAAAUUCGGUUGACUUGGAGCGGAGAAGAGUUUCUACACAUUAAAGUCAACGAAGAGGGGCAGGGCAUAUGUGAGGCAACUGGUUUUAUAAAGCUGCAUUUUUCUUCUCUGCAAGAAGAGAUACCGAUGCGGGUGGAUAUUAUAAACAGAGAAGGACAAACAAACGGAUUCCUAAUUCUUCGUUUUGCUUUGCUUGGCCCUGCUGCUGCUGCUGCUGCUGCUGCUACUCCUGCUGCUGCUGCUGCUGCUGCUGCUGCUGCUGGUGCUGGUGCUAGUACUCCCUCUGCUGCUGCUGCUGCUGCAGCAGCAGAAUUCAGUCGGCUCCCUACACUGCCUAGCAACUAUGUGCUGCAGCAGCAGAUACAGCAGCAGCAGCAGCAGAUGCAGCAGCAUAUGCAGCAGCAGAUGCAGCAGCAAGAUGCUUUUGCUGCUGUAGAGGCAGCAGCAAGGCUGAGACACCCCAAAGAGCUGCAGCAGCAAACUGUUGCUCGCACUAAAAAGCAAAACAGCAGCAGCAGGAGCAGCCGCAGCAACUUGUUUCUUCGUUUGGGGCGGUGUUGCUGCGAGCUGCCUAAUGAUGAACUUAAUUGA
Eimeria mitis is the source of this 1356-nucleotide messenger RNA. RefSeq lists its product as uncharacterized. NCBI's taxonomy places the organism in Eukaryota, Apicomplexa, Conoidasida, Eucoccidiorida, Eimeriidae. The coding region runs from base 1 to 1356 and encodes 451 amino acids. The transcript is spliced from 4 exons. The record is from RefSeq and is a predicted model, not a curated record.